AUGCGCAAGAAUCCAAAGUAUUAUUGUGGAAAGACCGGAAAGGCGCAGGGUGAUCAUCGAGGAGCCCAGCGAUCAGACACCCGAGACACAUCCACGAACCGCCAUGUAACUUACCCUGAAGAGGCCUGUGUCUAUUGGGGCACAGAAAAGGUGAAGGCACCCUCCUUGCUGUCUGUCAUGAGGGGGCGCUGUUCUCGAAAACUGGGAGUGUUGGCCAAAGCUACCUUCCUCCUGUGGCUGCUGUGGCUGGGGUACCUGUUCUUGGCCCGCUCCUCGUUCUCUGAUGCUGGAGAGGAUGAGGAAGAGGAGGAGGAGAUGAAGGCCAGGCAGUUGGUCUUGGAUGAGAUCGGCAUUGAAGGCUUACUGUCCAGACCCCUGUAUCCCAAACCACCUGUGGACAGCAAUGCCCCAGGCGAGUGGGGCCGGGCCGCGGUCCUCAACCUCAACGAGGAGGAGAAGAAGCAAGAGCAGGACGCCGUGGAGCGAUAUGCAAUCAACACCUUCGUCAGUGACAAAAUCUCGCUCCAUAGACGCAUUCAGGACAAUAGGAUGAGCGAAUGUCAGAACAAGAAGUAUGACUAUCGACGGUUACCCACUACUACAGUCAUUAUAGCCUUUUACAACGAAGCCUGGUCUACUCUGCUCCGAACCAUUCACAGCGUUCUGGAAUCAACGCCAGCCAUUCUGCUGAAGGACAUCAUACUUAUUGAUGACUACAGUGAUCGAGAUUACUUGAAAUCGAAGCUGGAGGACUACAUCAGUAAACUGCGGCGAGUACGCCUCAUCCGUACUAACAAAAGAGAAGGCUUGGUCAGAGCACGCCUCAUUGGGGCCACCUAUGCAACAGGGGAUGUACUCACUUUCCUGGACUGCCACUGUGAGUGUGUCCCAGGGUGGAUCGAGCCACUACUUGAGAGGAUUGGGGAGAAUGCCAGUACUGUCAUUUGUCCUGUUAUCGACACCAUCGACUGGAACACUUUUGAGUUUUAUAUGCAGACUGAUGAGCCUAUGAUAGGUGGAUUUGACUGGAGACUCACCUUUCAGUGGCAUUCAGUCCCUGAAGUGGAACGCAAGAGGCGCAAGUCCCGCACUGACCCCAUCAGGUCUCCCACAAUGGCUGGUGGAUUAUUUGCCGUGAGCAAGGCCUACUUCGAGUACCUGGGCACAUAUGAUACAGGAAUGGAGGUGUGGGGAGGAGAAAACCUGGAACUCUCCUUUAGGGUCUGGCAAUGUGGAGGAAGCCUGGAGAUCCACCCCUGCUCCCAUGUGGGCCAUGUUUUCCCAAAGAAAGCUCCUUAUGCCAGACCAAACUUCCUCCAAAACACUGUGAGAGCUGCAGAGGUUUGGAUGGACUCUUAUAAGCAGCACUUCUACAAAAGAAAUCCUCCAGCUCAAAAGGAGAAUUAUGGAGAUAUUUCACAUCGGCUGCUCCUCAGAGAAAAGCUGAAGUGCAACAGUUUUGAUUGGUAUCUGAAGAAAAUUUACCCAGAACUGCAUGUACCAGAGGACAGGGAGGGCUGGCAUGGAGCAGUACGCAGCUCAGGGAUCCCCUCUGAGUGUCUGGACUACAACGCCCCAGAGCACAGUCCAACAGGAUCCCAUCUGUCACUGUUUGGCUGUCAUGGUCAAGGAGGGAACCAGUACUUCGAGCACACGUCUCAUGGGGAGAUCCGCUUUAACUCUGUAACCGAGCUGUGUGCUGAGGUCUUGGAAGGACACAUUUCCAUUGGAAUGAAACAUUGUCCUCAUGAUAGAGAAGACAAACCACGCGCCAUGUUGUGGGAUUUCAAAAAUGACGGGAGCAUUUAUCACCCACUCUCAGACAUGUGCAUCACAGCUUUCCGCACAGGGGAGGGCCGCACUGACGUCCAGAUGAGGAGAUGUAAUCCGGGCGACAAAAACCAACAGUGGAAGUUUGAGUGA
Knipowitschia caucasica is the source of this 1923-nucleotide messenger RNA. Lineage: Eukaryota; Metazoa; Chordata; Actinopteri; Gobiiformes; Gobiidae. The record is from the annotation of a GenBank genome assembly.